AUGCGUUCUUCUCUUGCUGUAAUCUACUCGCAGCUGCUGGCGACAUUCGCUGUGGCGGGUGUUUCUCUGGACUCUCCCUCAGUUCCAAAUAUUGAUAUAAAUCCAGCUCUCGACCCUGUUGAAGCUCUGAAUCAACUGCAAAACUAUACCUACACAGUCCUUGAGCAGAGCAAUGAUGUUUUCAAAAAGACCAAAAAGGGCUGCUCUUUGGCCACAGCAACUAUACGAAGAGACUGGGAGUAUAUGAGCAAACCAGACCGAAAGGCUUACAUUGAAGCUGUACAAUGUCUUCGGAGGUUACCAUCCAAGUCCGACAAGUCAUGGGCCCCGGCAGCAAGGACCCGUUUCGAUGACUUUGUCGCCAUCCACGUUGACCAGAGCUUGUAUAUACAUGGCAACGGUCUUUUCCUCGCCUGGCAUCGCUAUUUCGUAUGGGCCUACGAGCAAGCUCUCCGGAAUGAAUGUGGCUACAGAGGCUACCAACCUUACUGGAAUUGGUUCGCACACACCGACAAUAUCUACGAAUCACCUGUGUUUGAUGGGAGUGACACUAGUUUGGGUGGAGACGGCGAAUACUUUUCUCACAAUGGAAGUCUUGCCGGUGGUCGCACCAUCAGCAUUCCGUCAGGAAAAGGCGGCGGAUGCGUCAAUAGUGGCCCUUUCAAGAAUACUCAAGCAAACAUCGGACCGAUAUCUCCUGGAAUGCAAGGCUUCCCUGACCUAGCAGCUGACAUUACAGACUACAACCCCCACUGCCUACGCCGAGACCUCAGCCCCUACAUACCUAGGAAAUGGUUCACUACAGCCAAUCUGCUGAACGUGACUAUUGUCUCAGGCUCCCGGACACAUAGUGUGUUCUGGACCGAGAUUCUAGGCCGGUACCCGGACGGUUUUCUCGGUCUACAUACAUCAGGUCACUACACUAUGGGCGGCGACGCCACUGACCUAUAUUAUUCUGUCAACGAUCCUGCCUUUUGGCUCCAUCACGCCAUGCUUGAUCGGGUUUAUUGGAUCUGGCAGACGCUCCACCCGGCAGAAGCUAAUAAAGUAGCUGGUACUCUGACCUUGCAAAACAAACCUCCAACGCGCAAUGCGACCAUUGACGAGCCAUUGGACCUAGGAAUUAACGGGAAGACGGUGAAAAUUCGGGAUGUACUAGAUACUAUGGGCGGGACUCCCCUAUGCUACAUUUAUCUCUAA
Messenger RNA from Exserohilum turcica Et28A, 1200 nucleotides. RefSeq lists its product as uncharacterized. The coding region runs from base 1 to 1200 and encodes 399 amino acids. NCBI's taxonomy places the organism in Eukaryota, Fungi, Ascomycota, Dothideomycetes, Pleosporales, Pleosporaceae. The record is from RefSeq and is a predicted model, not a curated record. The transcript has 4 exons. Gene Ontology annotation, molecular function: oxidoreductase activity.